This is a messenger RNA of Racocetra fulgida, 385 nucleotides long. Lineage: Eukaryota; Fungi; Glomeromycota; Glomeromycetes; Diversisporales; Gigasporaceae. The record is from the annotation of a GenBank genome assembly.
GAAGCAAAUGAUCAAUCAAAUGUAGUUUUCGUUAAUGAGAAGGUUAUUCAAUUUCAACAAAAUCAAGUCAUUCCAACUAUUCCUCAACCACUUUCUAUACUCUCUGCACAACUAGCAAUCGAGUAUAAUGAUGACAAAAUGGCUCAAUGGUUGAGAACAUUUAUUGACCAAAAGAAACGUUCCCUAGCAAAUAAUAAAAGGGAUGAAAUGGUGACUGACGAAUUUAAUGAUAAUGAAAACAAUGAGCCAGCGAUUGCUAAUCCACCAAUCAGUAAACGUAAGGGAAGGUCUGAAACUAAACGAUACAAGUCCAGUAUUGAAAAAGGACGCCGUCAACCAUAUGCUUGUCGUACUUGUGGCAGAAUUGGUCAUAAUAGCGCGAGAU